AUGUCGUUCCUGCCAGCCGUUCUGAUAUUCCAAGAUCGGCAUUUGCGUCGUUGUGCACCCACACCACGACGUCACCCGUUUGCAUUCCUGAACUACUUGCUCAAGGAUGUUCUGCCGUACGUUGUCGUAAGCGGACGUUUUGUGUGGUUAACGUGCCUAACGGCUAUAUUCGGUGUAUCGUGCUAUAUCACCGCAACGGGUUUACAUUUCCCUCAGUACAACCCUCUGCAACUGUUCGUCAGCUCGAAUGAACAUGAAUGGUACGAUAACAACGCAGAGCGACAGUUCGAGUUCGUGAAGAAUAAGAUUGGUUUGUAUAUUGGCGUACGAUUGAUGUGGGGCCUGUCCGAGGUGCACACAACGAGUGUAUUUCGAGUGGACACUCUCACGAACGUGGCCGCCGAUCCAGCGUUUCACUUGCAGACGAUUGAGGAUGUGCAACGGUUAGCGGACAAAUUGAGGCAAUUCAGGCAGUUGCAGUUUGUGCAGCAUGGGGAGAAGUUUUGGCCGGAACGUUUUUUGGAGUGGUCGAAGACGUUACAGUGCCGAAAUGCAACUGCGAAGCAGUCUGGAAAGGCUAAGGAUAAGGCUAGCAACAGGAACGAUAGCACAGGGAAUUUAGUGGUGAACGGCCUCGGAAUUGAACAGCUGCAUGGCGGGACUAGGAACGAGAAUAUUAGUGGUGUCACUGGUGAGAACGGUGUUGGCCGAGUUGCAGGGAAACUUGUUCAUCGCCGAAAAAGGGUUGCGGAUGAUAUGGAAGGCGAUCGGACAGGAGUAUGUUGCAACUAUUUGCAUGAGUCGUAUCGUGACACUGAGCUGGACUACUGUAUGCGACUGUCCACAGUACAUUUGUACACGCAAUACAACGACACGUUGGUGUUCGACAAUAAAACCUUCGAUCUGGUCGGUUACACGGCCGCACUGCCCACUAAUAUCGUAUUCUCGUAUAAAUUUUCAAAUCUUUCGAAAAUAUUCAAGCAGCUGGAAGACGCUUUUGGUGGAGAGCCGGGUUAG
Molecule: messenger RNA, 1017 nt
Organism: Anisakis simplex (herring worm)
Lineage: Eukaryota; Metazoa; Nematoda; Chromadorea; Rhabditida; Anisakidae
Source: the annotation of a GenBank genome assembly